UGCUCUUAUUCUCCAUGGACUUUACAGUGUUUCCUAUCCUCAGUGCAGUGGACAGCUGGGAGGAGGUGCUCUUAUUCUCCAUGGACUUUACAGUGUUUCCUAGCCUCAGAGCAGUGGACAGCUGGGAGGAGGUGCUCUUAUUCUCCAUGGACUUUACAGUGUUUCCUAGCCUCAGUGCAGUGGGCAGCUGGGAGGAGGUGCUCUUAUUCUCCAUGGACUUUACAGUGUUUCCUAGCCUCAGUGCAGUGGGCAGCUGGGAGGAGGUGCUCUUAUUCUCCAUGGACUUUACAGUGUUUCCUAGCCUCAGAGCAGUGGGCAGCUGGGAGGAGGUGCUCUUAUUCUCCAUGGACUUUACAGUGUUUCCUAGCCUCAGAGCAGUGGGCAGCUGGGAGGAGGUGCUCUUAUUCUCCAUGGACUUUACAGUGUUUCCUAGCCUCAGAGCAGUGGGCAGCUGGGAGGAGGUGCUCUUAUUCUCCAUGGACUUUACAGUGUUUCCUAGCCUCAGUGCAGUGGACAGCUGGGAGGAGGUGCUCUUAUUCUCCAUGGACUUUACAGUGUUUCCUAUCCUCAGUGCAGUGGACAGCUGGGAGGAGGUGCUCUUAUUCUACAUGGACUUUACAGUGUUUCCUAGCCUCAGUGCAGUGGACAGCUGGGAGGAGGUGCUCUUAUUCUCCAUGGACUUUACAGUGUUUCCUAGCCUCAGUGCAGUGGACAGCUGGGAGGAGGUGCUCUUAUUCUCCAUGGACUUUACAGUGUUUCCUAGCCUCAGUGCAGUGGGCAGCUGGGAGGAGGUGCUCUUAUUCUCCAUGGACUUUACAGUGUUUCCUAGCCUCAGUGCAGUGGACAGCUGGGAGGAGGUGCUCUUAUUCUCCAUGGACUUUACAGUGUUUCCUAGCCUCAGUGCAGCUCUGGUCAACAGUAGUUCACUAAAUAUACGCUUUGGGACACGAGAUAAGGUCUCCACUGUGUGGAACCACAAAUGUACCUCUUGGAAUGCGGUAUCCAUCCAAGUGAAGGAGGAGAGGGAGAACAACACCAGCCUUUUGAAGAAACCAUGA
This is a messenger RNA of Oncorhynchus keta (chum salmon), 1058 nucleotides long. RefSeq lists its product as uncharacterized. The coding region runs from base 15 to 1058 and encodes 347 amino acids. The record is from RefSeq and is a predicted model, not a curated record. Lineage: Eukaryota; Metazoa; Chordata; Actinopteri; Salmoniformes; Salmonidae. The transcript has 4 exons.